AUGGGUGCCGAUCGGCGGCCGAAGAAUCCCGUUCAGAUCGCCGUGUGGUGGUUAAAAAAGCAGCCGCCUAAGAUUAAGGCGUUUCUCGGCGUAUGCAUCGGGAUUGCGGCGCUGAUAUUUCUGAGAUUCAUGGUGGUGGAUCAUGACAACCUCUUCGUCGCUGCUGAGGCCAUCCAUGCCAUCGGUAUCGGCGUGCUCGUCUACAAGCUGACGCGAGAAAAGAACUGUGCAGGCCUCUCCCUCAAGUCUCAGGAGCUGACAGCGAUAUUUCUGGCCGUCCGACUGUACUGUAGCAUGAUGAUGGAGAAGGACAUUCACACGCUAUUGGAUCUCGCGACUCUGGUUACCACCGCGUGGGUCAUCUACACCAUGCGAUUUCAGCUGCGCUCCACUCUGUCCGAAGACCUUGAUAACCUCGCGCACGUUUACAUUCUGGCGCCGUGCGCCAUCCUGGCGCUGCUGGUGCAUCCGCGCACGUCGCACUUCAUCGUGAACCGCGUGCUCUGGGCCUUCUGCGUCUACCUCGAGGCCGUCUCCGUGCUGCCGCAGCUGCGCGUCAUGCAGAACGCCAAGCUAGUGGAGCCCUUUACAGCGCACUAUGUCUUUGCGCUCGGUAUCGCUCGCUUCCUCUCCUGCGCACACUGGAUCCUGCAGGUGAUGGACGGGCACAGCUUCAUCAUGACCACCAUAGGCUACGGCAUGUGGCCUGCCAUGGUGCUGCUCUCAGAGAUCGUGCAGACCUUCAUUCUCGCUGACUUCUGCUACUACUACGUCAGGAGUGUGAUGGAAGGCCAGCUCAUGGUGAGACUGCCUACAGGGGUUGUCGUACCAGCUAACGUGCGGCUUGGCAAAUUGAAACAGCGGGUUGGCGAAGCAACAGGGUUACCCGCGGACGACCGGUUAACACUCAUUGUGCGAGGAACCGUGCUCGCAGGCGACUCGGCUUGCUCCUCGUCGUCUGAACCGUCGGAUCGUGCGAAACACGUCAUACUCGCUACAGUGCGGCCCAGAGCACCCCCGCCGCAGGUGGCGAACGCUAGAGUGGGGGAGGUGGAGGAGGAAGAGGAGGAGGUAUUUGUCAUCCCAGCAUCGGCAUCGCCUCUCCAGCGCCGAAUCUUCCUCUUCCUACAAGACGAAUGCAGAAUUCCAGGUUUCCUCCUCGUCCCCUUCUUCUGGCUGUCUCCUCACAAAUGGCUGCUGGUCAUCCUCUGGUUCAUCGCUGCACCGCUGCUUCAAUUAUAUUUCGAGCUCGGCCCACUCUUUAUCCUUGGCACCUGCUUUGCGCUCAUCUUCUUCAACCUUGGCACACGCCAGCAGGGGGAAGCAAGGUGA
Molecule: messenger RNA, 1332 nt
Organism: Closterium sp. NIES-65
Lineage: Eukaryota; Viridiplantae; Streptophyta; Zygnematophyceae; Desmidiales; Closteriaceae
Source: the annotation of a GenBank genome assembly